Molecule: messenger RNA, 1491 nt
Organism: Fopius arisanus
Lineage: Eukaryota; Metazoa; Arthropoda; Insecta; Hymenoptera; Braconidae
Product: alpha-tocopherol transfer protein-like
Exons: 5
Coding region: 295-1248 (317 amino acids)
Cellular component (GO): membrane
Molecular function (GO): phosphatidylinositol bisphosphate binding
Source: RefSeq, a predicted model, not a curated record
CAUUUCGCAUCGGCCGAUCGGUUCAAUCGACUUCGAAUUUCGCGAUACAGCGACUCCUCUUCCUUUCAUUCCGUUUCCCCCAGGGCCUGUGUGCACCAGUGGAAAAAAGUCACUGUUCGCAUCAGUUGUACAUUUUACCCGAUUCUACUUCUACUUCGUAGAAUUCCAAGUAGAAUCCGUACUUGAAGACGACAUCACGUACGCUUGAUUCGUUUUAGCAAGUGCUAAGAGAUAAGAAUUUUUAUCUGUUACAUCCAAUACGAAUUCAGUAGUUUUUUUUAAUCCCACGGAGUCAUGGGUACUUGUCGCGUUGAUUACGCUUCAUUAAAUCAGAAAGAGACGAUGCUGACGGACAUGGAUCAAUUGCCGUCCAUUCAGCUGGGGGAUUUUGUUCUUCAGUUUGAACUUGGCCCGCCCAGUACAGAAGUCCAGGCAGUCGCCAGGAAAGAACUCAGGGAGACACCUGAGCUGCAAAAACAGGCUGUCGCUGAACUUCGGGAAUUACUCAAAAAGGAAAGUGACCUCAAAUGCCCGCUCGACAACGAAUCCUGGUUGAUCCGUUUCCUCCGGCCAUGCAAGUACUACCCAGAUUCAGCAGCUAAAUUGGUAAAAGAGUAUUACGCCUUCAAAGUGAAGCACUCGAAUGUUUAUGACGGCCUCAAGCCAUCGAGGGAGAGAAACAUCUUCGAGCACAACAUCCUCACUGUUCUACCAAAUCGAGAUCAACACGGACGUCGUAUAUUGAUCAUUGAGCUUGGAAAGAAGUGGAAGCAUAAUAAGGUGUCAUUGGAUGAGGUGUUCAAAGGUGCUGUUUUGUACCUCGAGGCUGCUAUGCUUGAGCCAAUAUCCCAGAUUGCUGGUGCUGUUGUUAUAUUUGAUAUGGAUGGACUGAGUUUACAGCAGACUUGGCAAUUCACUCCACCUUUUGCUAAGAGAAUUGUCGAUUGGCUACAAGAUGCUGUACCACUCAGAAUAAAAAAUAUUCAUAUUGUCAAUCAGCCUUACGUCUUCAAUAUGGUAUUCGCUCUGUUCAAGCCCUUCCUCAGGGCGAAAUUGAAGGAACGAAUUAUUUUCCAUGGGACUGAUCGUAAAUCGCUGCAUCAGCACAUGUCUCCGAAGUGCUUGCCAGAGUGCUAUGGUGGGACUGUAUCAAUUCCCAGAGUCACUGGGGCUCAAUGGCUUGAAUUGUUGAUCAUGUGUGAUAAGGAGUACGAUGCGAUCAACUCCUAUGGCUACAAGAAAAAAUAAUGCGUUUAUAGAAUUUAAAAAAAAAACACUCGACGUCGAGCGAUUGACGUUGUUAUAAUUAAAAUUGAAGUGAGAGGAACAGGCCACUGUGUGGAGAACCUACCGCUCGACGAAAAUCAAUUGUUAAUAACUAUAAAUUAAUUCCGGGUCGAAUCAAUAGGCCCUCAACCCCUUCCGUGUAUUUAAUAAUGAAACGGAUUGCUCAUUUUAUAGAAUUAAUGAAUAAAAUAAUUCCUGAAUCUU